AUGGAGGCUCUAGACAUCAUCACAAGAGCACUCUGUUUAAAGGAAAAAUGCCACCGCGAGACCGGUUCGUUUUUCUUUUCUCUCCCAAAUCCCUUCGCGAGCAUUCUCCACUGCGCUCUCCUCCUCCCGAGCCGUCUCUGCCGCCGCCGCCCACGCCCCCCUGCUGCGCCGUCGCCCGCCGGCAGACAUGGGAGCAGUAGGCUCUCCGGGAUAAAGGCCGCCUCCGCCGUGCUGUUUUGCGGCGCCCCCGCCGCGAAAUCGUCCUCCAAGCGCCGCUGCCCCAAGCCCCCGCCACAGAUUCGACUCCCGCCGCCGCCGCCCCAAGCCCCCGCCACGGAUUCGUCCCCCAACCGGCGCCGCCCCCGCCACGGAUUCAUCUCUCCGUUUCUCCUCCGACGUUGCUGGUUCUGUCUCUCCGUUUCUCCUCUGACGCUGCUGGUUCUCUCUCCGUUUCUCCUCCGACGGCCACUGAACCAAGUGGAAAAGGGAAAAUGCGGAGAAGCAACUUGGGACUCAGUAGCCCAUACACUUUUUUUGGAUGUGUGUAUUGAGAAAGUGCGGGCAAAUAACCGUCCUACGGGUUGUUUGAACACGAUUGGGUACGCCAAUUUGAUUUCCAAGUUCAAUGCGUGUACAAAGAGGAAGUAUGAGCGGAAACAAUUUAAGAACAGAUGGGAAUCACUAAAGAAGGACUAUAAUUAUUGGAAGACACUGAAUCAGCGUGCUUCCGGUCUAGGUAGAGAUCCUAUCACCAAGACCAUUGCUGCUAGUGAUGAUUGGUGGGAGCUUGAGAUACAGAGAUGCCCAGAUUCAGCCAAGUUUAGGCAUGCUCCUCUUACGGAUUGGAAAAAAUGAGAGAGAUUUUUGAUCUUCAUAGUGUCACCAAUGAGCAUGCGAGAGUGCCUACUCCAUCACAUGUCAACUUGGAUGUUGAAGGUGACUCAGGUUGUGAAUUGGAAGAUGAAAGUACCCCCGUUCAGCCCCGUCUCAAGAAACUGAAGAAAAAACUGUGUCCUUACUCCCCUGGUCCCACCGCUGCCGCAAAGAUUGCAACGUAGAGUUCUUCCAAGAUGGCAUUGGAAUGCAUGAUGGAGAUAUUUGAGACGAGGGAGAAUAGCAGAAACUCCGUUACAUCUCAAGUGACGGUUGAUCCAGUGAGGCAGGAGCUGAAAGAAAUGAUGGCUCUGGUGGUUCAAGAUGGAGUUGAGCCUUGGACUGAUGCACACUUCUAUGCAUCACAACUCUUCAUGAAGAAAGAGUAUCGCGAUGCAUUCAGCUGCAUGGAAGAGGCAAAACCUGAAGUGAGGAUUGAAUGGCUCAAGAGAAGAUGGGAGGAGAGGAAGAAUAAUAAUUAGUUUUCCUUAUUUGUGUUGAACCUUAUGCAUUCAUAUUUCCUUAUUUGUGUUGAACCUAUGCAUUCAGAUUUCCUUAUUUGCAUUGAACCUUAUUAACUCUCGACUUGUGAGACUUGUACUAUUUGCUGUGUAUGGACCUGCUAUCUAUGGAUCUGCUAUGUAUGGACUUGUUGUGUGUGUUGCAAUGGAUCUUGUUUGAGUCA
Messenger RNA from Brachypodium distachyon (stiff brome), 1558 nucleotides. RefSeq lists its product as uncharacterized. The transcript has 4 exons. The record is from RefSeq and is a predicted model, not a curated record. NCBI's taxonomy places the organism in Eukaryota, Viridiplantae, Streptophyta, Magnoliopsida, Poales, Poaceae. Bases 1 to 855 code for a protein of 284 amino acids.